Molecule: messenger RNA, 1783 nt
Organism: Gopherus flavomarginatus (Mexican gopher tortoise)
Lineage: Eukaryota; Metazoa; Chordata; Testudines; Testudinidae
Gene: RS1
Product: retinoschisin 1
Exons: 7
Coding region: 201-1001 (266 amino acids)
Source: RefSeq, a predicted model, not a curated record
UACACGCAGAAGGUCCUGGGUUCGAGCCCCAGUGGAACCAAAGCCUGUGUUUUUGUUUUGGGUUAGGUUUCUGUUCUGGGGAAGGGAAUAGUUAGAUUCUUCCCGGUUUUCCAGUCGGGGUUUUGUUAAGGAGAAUUUAUAGUCACGUUUCGAAAUAAAUAAACCCGACUGAGGUCUGUGACGGGUGACACUGCAGCAGCAUGCACCCAAAGGGGGUAGCGUCUGCGGCUUGCAUCCAGCCACGUGCAAGCCAAGCUCCUGUUCCUGCCUUGGAAAGAAAGCUGUGCAGAGCGCUAGGUACCCAUUCUGGAAAGACAAAAGAAGAGAUGAAGUUCAAGAUGGAGAGCAUCCUGCUGUCUUUUCUUUUCUGCUACAAAGCCACGCUGGCAUUGUCGCCUGGUGAGGAUGACCAAUUGGAGCACUGGCACAGUAAAGCUUGCAAAUGUGAUUGUCAAGGAAGUGCCAACUCAGUAUGGGCCACCGGAACCAACAGCUUAGUAUGCAUGCCAGAGUGUCCCUAUCAUAAACCCCUUGGGUUUGAGUCAGGAGCGCUUCCUUCCGACCAGAUAAGCUGCUCCAAUUCUGAGCAGUACACCGGCUGGUAUACUUCAUGGACUGCAAACAAGGCCCGACUUAAUGGCCAGGGUUUUGGGUGUGCAUGGCUCUCCAAAUUUCAAGACAAUGGGCAGUGGCUGCAGAUUGACAUGAAAGAAGUCAAAGUUAUCUCAGGGAUACUCACACAGGGGCGCUGUGAUGCGGAUGAGUGGAUGACAAAAUACAGCGUGCAGUACAGGACUGAUGAGAAUCUGAAUUGGAUUUACUACAAGGACCAGACAGGAAACAACCGGGUUUUCUAUGGAAACUCAGACAGAUCAUCCAUUGUCCAGAAUCUCCUGCGCCCUCCGAUUGUUUCCCGCUACAUCCGAUUAAUACCUCUAGGCUGGCAUGUGCGCAUUGCCAUCAGGAUGGAGCUGCUGGAGUGCAUGAAUAAAUGUGCUUAAAGUCCAAUCAUGCGUGGCUUUCAGAGGGGUGCGAGGAAAGUCCCUAGCAAAAUGUAGAAAGACAAUAAACACAAUGACAAGGAUAGCAAAGAUGCGCUCGAUUCUGCCAUAACAACUUGCAGCCUGUACAAUGGGGCUGUCCAAGGAUGGAAGUCAGAGCAGAAUCUGGCCCCAGUUAGUUUUCUUGAAACUGAUCUCUGGAGCUGAGCUGUGUGGAAAUCCCUGGUUUUGUGUCUUGAAAUUGUCACAAUGAAAACACAGGUUUGGGGCAAUUUCAUCUGCUCUCAGCGAAAUGUUGAAGCUGCUGCUCUUGUUCCAGAGGCCAGAAGAAAACAUUUACCACAAAAUCUCCCACUCAAGACCACUGUUUUUUCACAAGAGCUGCAGUGUGUCCUCACUUUCCACUGAUGCCAAUGGGACUUGCAUAUGGGAACUAAAGUCCAGCAAAGGCUUAAUUAGAUUUUCAAAGAACCUUUGCAUAUGAUUUCACACAGCUCCAGUUUCUGAUUAUAUUGUAGUUUAGUUGCUAAUCUCCUCUUGUGUAACAUUAAAAGAAAUUCUACUCUAUGUUUACUAAAAAUGUGUUAAAGAUUUAACGUGUAUUUAGGAAGAGUUUAGAGGCUUGCUUAAAAUUAUAUUUGGUGAAUUGUAAAUGUGAUGAACAUCUAGGUGCUUAUGAGUAAAUAAUGAAACCAAACUCUUCAUUAUAUAUGUGUAUUGCUCCCACAAAUAUACAAUGUAAAUGCUCAUCCUGUAAAUUAAAGGGCUUUCUGGAUUUGAAA